GUUUUCGAAACUUUAAGUUCCAGUGUGACUAAAACUGAAUAUUAAAUGGAAAAUAAACAGAUAGAUGAUAGCAAAAAUAAAGCACCGCUCUUCGGCGCUCGUCAUGUGCAAUGUAUUCUAUUAUUUCUCGGAGCCGCUGCUGCGUUCGCGCAACGCUCAAAUCUCUCAGUAGCGAUAGUGGCAAUGAUGGAUAAGAAUUCCACAAACCCCAAUUUUGAGGAGUACCAAUGGUCCGAGCAGACAAAAUCCUACCUGCUCAGCAGUUUCUUUUGGGGCUAUUUUGUGACACAAAUACCGGGCAGUCAGUUGGCGCACAAAUUUGGUGGUAAAAUAACGCUACUCCUUAGCAUAGUACUAAGUGGACUUUUGGCUUUACUCACGCCGUUGAGCGUGCGUUUGGGCGAUUGGCAACUGUUCUUUGCGCUGCGUUUGUGUCAAGGUCUCUUACAGGGUAGCACGUUUGCAUCGAUGCACACACUACUCUCCAAAUGGAUACCAGCCGAGGAGCGUAGCUCACUUGGCACCUUUUGCUACAGCGGUAUGUCGUUUGGUACUGUGCUGAUGAUGUUCGUCAGCGGUUGGAUUGCCUCUUCCACGUUCGGUUGGCCGGGCAUAUUCUAUUUUGCUGGCUUAUUCAGCGUAAUUUGGGGUUUCGUUUGGUACUUUGUCGGCGCUAAUACACCAAGCGAAUGCAAAUCAAUGACUGAAGCGGAGCGUUUAUAUAUUGAAGCUGCAAUUGCGUCAACGGCUAAACCGGAGCAUGAGCAGGCAACCAUGAAGACACCUUGGUUGAAGAUACUCAGCUCUGUGCCUUUCUGGGCGAUAUUGCUGGCGCAGAGCACCUACGCAUGGGGCUAUUGGACAAUGGGGACACAAAUCCCCUCAUAUAUGAAGAGCAUACUGGGACAAGAUAUCCAGAGCAAUGCGCUCAUGUCCGCAGCGCCUUAUCUGGCUGAUUUGUUGAUGACAUUCGUAUUUUGUUUUUCAGCCAGUUUGCUGACUAAACGUGGCUACAUCAGUGUUAAUGUCUGUCGUAAACUGUUUAACACUAUCGGAUUUUGGGUGCCCAUAGUACCGCUUAUACUACUCGGCUAUAUGCGCGCCGAUCAGAGUGAGUUGGCACUUGUUUUGCUGAUGAUUGCUGUUGGUGUGAAUUCAGCCGGCAAUUUGGGUUUUCUCAUCAAUCAUAUUGAUUUGUCCCCCAAUUUUGCUGGUGUCCUUAUGGGCAUGGCGAAUAGUGCGGCAAAUAUUAUGAGCUUAUUGGCCCCACUGGCGGUGGGCUUCAUUGUCACAGAUGCGAAAAAUGUGCUGCAGUGGCGUAUUGUCUUUUACAUUGCCGGCGGCAUGUACUUCGUUGGCAAUUUAUUGUUCGUCUUGUUUGGCCAGGCGAAAAUCCAGGUCUGGAACUAUCCUAAAACACAGCAACCACAGCGGGAUGAGCGCGUUGGUAUUUGACUAUAAACUAUCAAAAUUGAGGCAGAGAGUAUGUGAAGACAAGUCUGGCCUUUUUGCCGUUGAAAG
Messenger RNA from Bactrocera tryoni, 1521 nucleotides. Its product is annotated as putative inorganic phosphate cotransporter. Bases 46 to 1455 code for a protein of 469 amino acids. Gene Ontology annotation, biological process: transmembrane transport; monoatomic anion transport. The record is from RefSeq and is a predicted model, not a curated record. Gene Ontology annotation, molecular function: transmembrane transporter activity. NCBI's taxonomy places the organism in Eukaryota, Metazoa, Arthropoda, Insecta, Diptera, Tephritidae. Gene Ontology annotation, cellular component: plasma membrane. The transcript has 4 exons.